Lytechinus pictus (painted urchin) is the source of this 2169-nucleotide messenger RNA. RefSeq lists its product as uncharacterized. The transcript is spliced from 5 exons. The record is from RefSeq and is a predicted model, not a curated record. NCBI's taxonomy places the organism in Eukaryota, Metazoa, Echinodermata, Echinoidea, Temnopleuroida, Toxopneustidae. Bases 145 to 1068 code for a protein of 307 amino acids.
AUUACCUUUUACAGUAUUAGAGCGCGGCGAAACAAAUUAGUUUUCCUCCGAUCUUUUGUAGCGUUUGUGGUAACCUGUGCCUAUACCUGACAACGUUGUGGGGUAGUUCUGGUGCAUAUUUGGCGUUUUAACAUAUCGAGUAAGAUGGAUGUGGUGCCUCCGUUGACCCUCCUAGUAACUACUGCAUUCAUCUUAAGUAUCUUCUUCACCUUUCAAGCUGGUGUUGGUCCAGAUUCCGAGUAUUCAUUAGGAUUUUUUCGAAACUCAAUUUUCAACCUCUCUAACAACGUCCCGACUCCCAUAACUCCGGCCGGUUACACCUUCUCAAUCUGGGGUCUGAUAUACCCCUGGUUUGGUGCUUGGUUGAUCUACGUCAUCACAACUCUCUUCAGGACCAAUGAUAAGGGUCCUGUAUAUCUUAACCCUCCUACAACCAGUCCCGAGUUUCUCAUUGCAGUAUGGCUGAAUCUUACACUCAGUGUGACAUGGUUAUUUGCCAUCGAUAGAAGGGCCUUUUUUCUGGGCUUAGCGACCUUGUCUGGAAUGGCAACGACGCUCUACGUAGCAAUAUCCAUAGCAACGACCAGGGUUUAUCAAUAUCUCUUUGUCUUCAAGGAAUAUGGAAUAUUCGAUUUGUGGGCCAACCGUAUUUUGAUACAGAAUGGACUUGCUAUAUAUGCUACUUAUAUUACAGAAGCAACAAGAGUCCAGUUCGCCAUUAUUCUAAUAUAUACGUUUGGAAUAGACGAGGACACUACAACCUACAUUUGUUAUGCGGUCCUCGCUACCCAACUUAUCACUUAUUUCUUCCUGGACUGUUUCGUUUACGAUCGAUACUUCCGAUACAUUCUUAUCGUCUACCCGACAGUUAUGUGGAAUUUGGGCGGAAUCCUUGUCGCUAACGUUCGUGAUCCAACCAGUCCUCAAGCGGUCAUCGGAUCGACACUCUUUGCACUCGUCUUCGUCUUUUUCGUCAUCAAAACCAUCUUGGUUAUCAUUCGCGACCCCGUAUACGUCAUCGCUAAACAGAGAAAGGCUGAUAAGGCCGCUUACACGCAACUCACUUAGUUAUAACAUGUUUCGUGAUCUGAAGAUAUUAUUUUAGAUACUAACAGAGCUUAAUUGCUCUAAACUCCGACAUAGUAAAAAUAAUUAAAUAAUGCUCUGAGUAAUGAUAUAAUCUAUAAUAUUUUGCCUUUUCAUGUCUGUGUCUUUUUUAAUCAAUGGCAUUACACAUAAUAUUAAUUUUUUGUCGGGAUUAUAAUUUCGUAAUUCAUUUGGUCAAUUUAGAGAACACUAAGUUUAAAAAAAAAAGGAAAUUAUUUUUAUUCACGUAGUGUAUAUUAUUCGUUGUCUUUUGUGUUGUUUUUGUUGAUUGUGGUGGUGGUGAUGAUAAUGAUGAUGAUAAUGAUUAUCAUGCGACAGCGAUGAUGAUGAGGAGGAGAAGGAGGCGGGGAAUGAUGAGGAUUAGAGUAAUGGUAAUGAUGGUGGCAACGAUGUUAAUGUCUUUUCUACUGCUGUUGAUGACGAUGAUUUUGUAGUUGAUCAUGAUGAUGGUGAUGGUGAUGAUGGUGAUGAUGAUGAUGAUGAUGAUAGUGAUGAUGACUAUUUUGAUAUUUUCCUGCCGUUGAUGAUACCAACAAUAUUGUUCUUGUUGAUGAUGAUGAUAAUGACGACGACGAUGAUUAGUCUGUAAGCACAGACUUUUUUCUCACAAUUCACAUAGUUUACAAUGCAGAGUCUGAUGUAGUGAGACUAGAUUCAUUAUGUAUUGUGGCUGCAUCUACCAAAUUACAGACAGAGUCUGGAACGUAGUUUUACCUGUAGGAAGGUAUAAUUUUUUUAAGAGUCAAAUUUUGAUCUGUGCUUGCAGACAACAUGAUGGUGGUGAUUAUGGUGAUGAUGAUGAUGACGACGACGAUGGUGAUGAUCCUGCAUGUAGAUCUAACAUCUUUGUUUUAUCUGUCAAGAAGAAAUAGCACAGCCCAUAAACAAAUAAAUAUUCAAUGCAUCAGUGCGGUAAGAUAAUAAUUGUUUUUAAUACAUUUUUCUAUGCAUAUUUUACACCAGUUUUCUUUCAGCAAAAUGAGGAAAUAAAGAAUACAUAUGUUUUGUCAGAUAAAAUUUAUCAAUAACACAUAUAAAUACAACAGUGGUGGUCAAGUUAAA